AUGUAUGGAGACCAGAACGUGUUUGUGAAGGGGCAUAUGAUCAAUGAGGCUGACGUCGACGAUGACGUCGUGUGGACUUUGCCAAUGAGAGGUAAGUGUGAUUAUGAACCAGGGCUGUGUAUAAAUACCGCCUUCAGACACUUAUCAUUAUCAAUGCUGUUGAAUCCACAUUUUCAUUUACAAACGUAUUUAAGAAUCAAGAUGCUGGCUUUAAUUCUGAUUUGCUUCAUCCUGCUCUUUGUGACGGGACUUAUUGUAAUCCGACGGCAAUUUCGUACUUUGAAAAUCAAGAAAAGAGAGGACCUCUACGUCAUGAUAACAGGCUGUGAUUCUGGUUUUGGCAACUUGCUUGCCAAACAUCUGGACACCCUUGGUAUGAACGUAUUUGCCGGUUGUCUUACGAAGAAAGGAGGCGAAGAUCUGAAAAAGGCAACAUCUAACAGGGUUCUAAUAAUUGAUCUGGAUGUAACGAACAGCGAAAGUGUAGCUGAAGCGUUCGAGACAGUGACGGCCAGACUGCCACAUGGUAGAGGACUAUGGGGACUGGUAAACAAUGCCGGUAUAUUUGGACAAUCUUGUUUUGUUGCCAAUGACUGGCUGAGCAUCGACGAUUAUAAGUCAGUGAUGGCUGUUAACUUAUACGGAACCAUAGAAAUGACGCGGACAUUUCUUACUUUGAUCAGGAAGGAGAAAGGUCGAAUUGUCAACACGACUAGCGUGUCUGGCAGAGUUGCCAUCGGAGGAACACCUUACAUCUGUUCUAAAUACGCCGCGGAGGGAUUCUCUGAUUCUCUGCGAACUGAACUGUGGAAGUCAGGAAUUACAGUCCAUAUUAUAGAGCCAAGUGGAUACAAAACCAACUUUUGUUCAGGAGAAGGCAUCAUUGAGAAUCUGGAGAAAAGGUAUCGGGAACUAGACCAAGAGAAACGGGAAUAUUACGGAGAGGAUUUUGUACAAAAAUUAGCGUCACAGAUGGAUUUCGAUGGCAAUAUGUCUUCAAAUCUGAACGAGGUGAUUGAAGCUUACACGCAUGCGCUGACUGCCCGCUUCCCGAAGGCCCGUUACGUGGUAGGAUGGGAUGCCAAUACUUUGUAUCGUUUUCUGUGGACGGCGCCGGAAUGGCUUAGCUCUUUCCUUCUCAGCAGAUCCUGGCCAACACCUCGAGGGGUGCUGCAGCAGCAAAUGUAA
Messenger RNA from Ylistrum balloti, 1188 nucleotides. RefSeq names its product retinol dehydrogenase 7-like. The transcript has 5 exons. Lineage: Eukaryota; Metazoa; Mollusca; Bivalvia; Pectinida; Pectinidae. The record is from RefSeq and is a predicted model, not a curated record. Bases 1 to 1188 code for a protein of 395 amino acids.